GUACCUAAAUAUGGAACCUACAGGAUUCAAGAACUAUAGCUUUGAUGGGAAGAUGCUAUGGAAAGACACUCUUAGCGAUGAACAUCUCCCAUUUUCGAACAUGGAGCCAUCCUUGAAGGAGUAUACUCAAGACCAGCUUAAGAAAAAAAAUGCUGUUGUUCAGUUUAAUUUCUCUGACGACGAUGUCUUUCGCACUCUUAAGGGAAAACCUUCUCCAGUGUUCAAUAUUGGCAAGUUAGUGUACAAUACCAAGGACGAUAAGUGGUAUAAGGUACUGGACUUGAAGACUGAUGACAACUCCAACCCCACUUGGGUAAGCUUGACUGAGAGGAAUGGGACAGAAACUAUUGAAAUUUCCACUCAAGAAAGGUUUGAUGAGUUUGAGAGUUGAUUAGAUAUUUUAAUCGACAUCAACACUACUUCUGGAAUUAAAACUAUCAUGGAAGUAAGUCCAAAAAUAUAUGAAAGAUUAAAUGUAUCUCUUGAAAAUUCUCUUGAUGGCAUCGGAGCUUCUGUGAGUUCUUACAAGUUCUUCUUCAAUGGCAAAGAAGUAGAUAAAGAAGAUUGUAUUGCCAACAUUGAAGGAAUCACGAGAGGAUCUAUUAUAUUUGGUUCGGAGUGAUAUGGCAAGCCCUUCAAAUUUUCGAGAUUCCAAGAAAUUUAUCCAAAUUCAUACUGGUCAAAUUCUGGAAGGAGCUCUGAUGGAGUUUGCUUUGUUCCUUCCAAAAACAUUAUUCUCUGUGGGUUCUCAACCUGUGCUGCUAGAGAUCAUAGCCAAUAUGAGAUGAAGUAUCAAGUCAAAGUUAAUGACACAGAAGUGGAGGAAGAUACAAUCAUUGCCUCAGGAUGGGAAGAUGAGUUUUACUAUAGACAUAAACUGAAUGAAGUCCGCUCAGUAAAAGCAGGCCAAAAGAUUGAGAUUGUUGUCUGGAUUGCAAAAAAUAUCUCAACUAAUGAUGAGCUUAGCACAUACAACGGAUCAGGAGGUGAUGAUUAUGAGAAGAUUGAAAAUGAGCACAUGGGUCUUUUUAAAAUUGAGAACUCCAACAACAGUAAUAAUGGAACUUCUGUUGGAUAUGGACAUUUUCCUGAAAUCUUCUACUUCCUUGGCUAAAUUCAACAAGC
Messenger RNA from Moneuplotes crassus, 1125 nucleotides. NCBI's taxonomy places the organism in Eukaryota, Ciliophora, Spirotrichea, Euplotida, Euplotidae. The record is from the annotation of a GenBank genome assembly.